AUGGACGGAGACGGGGACCCAGAGAGCAUGGGCCAGCCCGAGGAGGCGAGCUCGGAGGAGCCGCAGGAGGAGGGGUGCGUGGUUGCCCCGGAGGCGGAGGCGAGCGGCGGGGAGGAGGAGGAGGCCGCGUACCUGGACGAGCUGCCGGAGCCGCUGCUGCUGCGCGUGCUGGCCGAGCUGCCGGCCGCCGAGCUGGUGCAGGCCUGCCGCCUGGUGUGCCUGCGCUGGAAGGAGCUGGUGGAUGGCGCCCCCCUGUGGCUGCUCAAGUGCCAGCAGGAGGGGCUGGUGCCCGAGGGCGGCUCGGAGGACGAGCGCGACCACUGGCAGCAGUUCUACUUCCUGAGCAAGAGGCGGCGCAACCUGCUGCGGAACCCGUGCGGGGAAGAGGACCUGGAGGGCUGGUGCGACGUGGAGCACGGCGGGGACGGCUGGAGGGUGGAGGAGCUGCCCGGGGACUGCGGCGCGGAGUUCGCCCACGACGGGAGCGUCAGGAAGUUCUUCGCCUCCUCCUUCGAGUGGUGUCGCAAAGCGCAGGUCAUUGACCUGCAGGCUGAGGGCUACUGGGAGGAGCUGCUGGACACCACUCAGCCGGCCAUUGUGGUCAAGGACUGGUACUCGGGGCGCAGCGACGCCGGCUGCCUGUACGAGCUCACGGUGAAGCUGCUGUCGGAGCACGAGGACGUGCUGGCCGAGUUCAGCACCGGGCAGGUGGCCGUGCCGCAGGACGGCGAGGACGGGGGCUGGACCGAGAUCUCCCACACUUUCACCGACUACGGGCCCGGCGUUCGCUUCGUCCGAUUCGAGCACGCGGGACAGGAUUCCGUCUACUGGAAGGGCUGGUUCGGGGCCCGGGUGACCAACAGCAGCGUGUGGGUGGAGCCCCCUGAGUGA
Molecule: messenger RNA, 891 nt
Organism: Pipistrellus nathusii (Nathusius's pipistrelle)
Lineage: Eukaryota; Metazoa; Chordata; Mammalia; Chiroptera; Vespertilionidae
Source: the annotation of a GenBank genome assembly